Molecule: messenger RNA, 3902 nt
Organism: Xenopus tropicalis (tropical clawed frog)
Lineage: Eukaryota; Metazoa; Chordata; Amphibia; Anura; Pipidae
Gene: sgcg
Product: sarcoglycan gamma
Exons: 8
Coding region: 186-1076 (296 amino acids)
Cellular component (GO): sarcoglycan complex; sarcolemma; cytoskeleton
Source: RefSeq, a predicted model, not a curated record
CAGCCAAACAUGUGAGUGCAUUUUCCUUCAGUGAUAUUCGCCUAGGCCUAAAAUAUCUUCCCCUGCCCAUCAGAAGAGUUGUGCAGCAGCGCAGGGCGAGCCUCCCGUGUGUCCCAAACCAUCAGAAUUUUUAUUUUUUUUCUUUCCAACACAGUGGCCCCAUCCCUGCUGGGAGAUCAGAGCAGAUGGUCCGAGAACAAUAUACAACUCCAUCACAAGGAACAACCGUCGAGAGGCCGGAGAACCAGUAUGUCUACAAUAUUGGCAUUUAUGGAUGGAGAAAACGUUGCCUCUACCUAUUUGUCCUUCUUCUCCUCAUCAUCUUAGUUGUGAAUUUUGCUCUGACCAUUUGGAUUCUCAAAGUAAUGUGGUUCUCGCCAAGCGGAAUGGGACACUUACGAGUUACAAGUGAAGGACUGCGCCUUGAGGGGGAAUCGGAGUUUCUUUAUCCCCUGUAUGCCAAAGAAAUUCACUCCAGAGUGGACGAUUCCCUGCUUUUACAUUCGUCACAGAAUAUUACUGUCAAUGCUCGUAACUCAGACGGCCAUAUAACAGGCAGGCUCACAGUGGGUCCCAACGCAAUAGAGACCCAUGGACAACAGUUUCAGAUCAACUCGGCCAAUGGCAAGAUGCUGUUUUCUGUUGAUGAACAAGAGGUCUUGGUAGGAACAGAUAAACUAAGAGUGACAGGACCACAAGGGGCUUUGUUUGAACACUCUGUGGAAACGCCAUUGGUCAGAGCUGAUUCUUCUAAGCAACUAAGACUAGAAUCUCCCACUCGCUCUCUGAGCAUCGAUGCCCCCAAGGGGGUUCAUAUAAAAGCUCAAGCUGGAAACAUUGAAGUUCUUUCUCAACAGGACAUCAAGUUGCAGAGCAGCGAUGGAAUGCUGAUACUGGAUGCCGAAACAGUGCGCCUGCCCAAGCUCAGUCUGCCGAUUCCUCCUUCUGACUCGCGGCGUAAUUCUGGCGGCUCUCAGGAACUUUAUGAGAUUUGCGUUUGCCCAGAUGGCAAACUCUACUUGUCAGUAGCUGGUUAUGGAUCGACGUGCCAGGAAUACAGUCGCGACUGCCAAUAAAGAACACUGUCUGGAUGAAGCCCCCAUACAUUUUAUAGAGUCUGAAGAUGUCCUGCCACCAGCUUAGGAAUUUCGGAGGCAACACGUGGGUUGUAUAUUUGUAUUUUUAAAACCACUGACUUUUCAAGAGAAACAACGAUCUUAAUAUUUUUGUAGCCUAUGUAAUAUAGCACAAGCGAAUCCUGACUUGAAAAUACAUUACCACUGAUUCUGUCUCUGCUAAAACAAAUGGAUGGAGCUUUAGCCUGAAGUCCAGCAGGGUGAAUAUGGAAUAUGCAUCUUACAGAGGUGCUUUUCAUAUGGUUCCUCUGAUUGGCUGCUUUAGUUACCAUGUUCCUAUAGAAAAGCACUAUGCCCUAUCUUCUGUAUGUGUAAAAAGCCCACUGUGCCUGAGCAAUAGCAAUAGGAAUUGGUAACUACCGCCAAACAGUCUGCAGAAUGGCUGCCGAAACUGGAAUGGAUAAAGAUUGUUCCCCAGGGUACUUUGUAAAGCCCAAAUGUUCUCCAUGCAUUGACAGUGAUAGAAAAUAUAGGUGCAGACAAGUGACACCAUAGAUACGGUGGCCACUUUCCAAGGCUUUACUAAGGAAAGAGUACUAAUAAUAAAAAAUGGUGCCAGUCAAGUGACGUGAUUCAGCGGGUAGUUCAGAAUUCAGGUCAGUUCCUGUGAAUGAAUUACAAAAAAAAAAAAUAGAAAAAAAAAACAGUUGGCUCAAUGCUCUUGAUAACGCUACAUAGGUGAAACAGUCUUAAAGGAACAGUAACACCAAAUGAAAUAUAUUAACCGGACUUUUCAUACCAGUUUUUUGACUGUGAGCAUAUUUAAAAUUUUUCUUUAAAGUGAGUAUUUUAUUGCCUCGUGUUUGCUCUGCUGUGUCCAUCCAGCUUUUAUCAGUUCCAAGUUCCAUCAGCUUCAUUAAAGGUGGCCAUACACGGGCCGAUUGUAGCUUCUGCUAUCAAUCCCUAAGAUAUCGAUCAGGCAGGUUAAAAAAUUUAGUCGGAUCGGCUAGUUGAUGCGGUCCCCGGACCGACUUUGCCAAUACCCGUCGUUAGGGCCAAACGACCGAAUUAGCCUGGAUUCUCCCAAUAUCGCAUAGCCGUAGGUGGGGAUAUCGGGAGAAGAUCCGCUUACUUGGCGCUUACGAGCGGAUCUGAAGAUGUCUGGCCACCUUUAGUCUUAAAUGAUACAUAAAAUGGCCUCCCAUAAGCCCUAAAUGAUUAUUUCAUUUAAUAUAUUGUGCUUUCUAAAACUGAUGGUAUAUUUUUGAAAGUAAAGGCUAAUGGACAAAUUUAUUAUAAUUCAAAAUUAUGUAUUUUUUCUGUGUUUCAAGAAUCUUUUGCAAUUUCAAGUAUUCAAACUAAAAUUUUCAAAAUUUAUUAAUAAUAAAAAAAAAUAAUUCAGCAAGUAAAACUUUUCAGGCUUCUAUAGAAGUCAACAGGAAGUUUAUUUUCAGCAUUUAAGCAACUUCAUUUUUAAAAAAAAUUGAAAGCGAAAUCUUCUGGAUUCAAGAAAAUGAGGAAAAAAUAUGAUCAAGUUUGUGAUUGAGUUCUGUUCCGCAACAUCUCGAUCAGUUUUUCAUAAAUAUCCUAAAUGAAAAAACAAAUAGUUCAGAAAAAAAUGUGAUUCAGAAAGAUUAUUUGCAAAAAAAAAAAAAUGAAGCAAAAAAUGCGAUCAAGUUGAGUUCUUUUCUGCAAUUUCUCAAUUUUUUAUAAAUAUGCUAACGAUUGAGAGAAAAAAUGCGAUUCAGACAAAAACUAUUUGCCAAAAAACACAAUGUCUAACUUUGUUGAAUUUGAGAUAUUUAUUAGUAAUGAGCAAAAAAAUUAGGCAUGGAUUUGCGGUGAAUUUCCAUAUUUCCCCAUUGGCUGAUUUUUUUUCAAAACAAAAUUGUCGCCAGCAUUAACAAAAAAGGGGUUUUUUUUCUGCGCAACAUUUCCACCAUUUUGCGAAUCUUUUCAAAGAUUCACAAAUCUUUCAGCAAAGCGAAACGGAACAGAUUCACUCACCACUAAUAUUUAUCUAUCCAGACAACUUUUGAAUAUUUGAUUGAAAACAUUUACUUCUUUAUAAAAGUGAUUAUUUUUCCCCCCCAAAAUUAGUUUUAAAGUUUAAAAAAAAUGAAAACUGCUCAGUCUCUCCAUAAACAUAAUGGGGCUAUCCUUUUCCCACUUGUAAACUGAUCACAGUGUCGGACUGGGCUGCCGGGACACCGGGAAAAAUCCCGGUGGGCCCCGGCGGCCCAGACCCGACCCUUGCGGCGCUCUCCCUGCCUGACCGCUCCUCCCCUGAUGCAUUAAAUUUAUGCGGGGGGGUAAGGGUAUGCAGCCGGCGGGAGCCCCAGUGGGCCCUUCACCCCCCAGUCCGACCCUGACUGGUGAAAUAUGUACAAAUGCUUUUAAAACAUUUACCUUUCCUGAUGUUACUGACCCUUUAACACCGAUUUCUAUUUUUGAAUCUACAAUACAUUAUUAUUAUUAUUAUUAUUAUUAUUAUUAUUCUAAUCUAUGAAAUAAAGCCUGCUUGGUAUUUACCAGCCUUACUCUAUGCAACUUCCCAGGCAAUACUCUAUUGUGUGCUGGGUUUCUGUUCUUCAGUGUAUAAUGGUGUAUAGGCCUGCGGGGCAGAUGGUGGAUGAACUGUAGGAAUUUCACAGGAGGAUAGAAUAUAUGAGACUAGCAGAAUGCAGGACAUAGGGUAAGUGCACUAGAAAACAUGUAUACAAGUUUGGUUUAUAGAUUUUUCCCAUCAUAUGAAGCCGUUUCACAAUCACAAUGUAUUUUUAAAAUGUGCUUUUUGUGCAAUAAUAAAAUAUUAUCCUCAACUUC